Messenger RNA from Betta splendens (Siamese fighting fish), 3067 nucleotides. Its product is annotated as carboxyl-terminal PDZ ligand of neuronal nitric oxide synthase protein-like. The record is from RefSeq and is a predicted model, not a curated record. The transcript has 10 exons. Bases 1050 to 2582 code for a protein of 510 amino acids. Gene Ontology annotation, molecular function: nitric-oxide synthase binding. NCBI's taxonomy places the organism in Eukaryota, Metazoa, Chordata, Actinopteri, Anabantiformes, Osphronemidae.
UGGAGGAAAAAACAACCUGAAACCUUCACACAGCAGACAGGUAAAUGACUGGCGCAGCCCAGAGGCUUGAACCCUGUCCACAACCUGCAGUGUCACUGCUAAUACAGCUGCUCCCAGAUCUGCGGGUUAAUUAGCUACAGAGUCAAACAUAUCAGUUUCAGUUGUUAAUUAAAAUGUCUGUUAGUGCUGUGUAAAUAUGCAGGUUAUGUAGACUGGAGUAUAGAGCUAAUUACAGAUUAGUAGAUUUAAUCUCUGCUCUAAAUGGCCUUAGAGGCGCUUCCUGUUUGCAGCUCAUCUUAUGAUGGAGCAGCUCCAGAAACCACGACUAAAGCGCCACAGCGUGUCCUUCCAUACGUGGCCGAGCAUCACCUGGUUAAACUGUACAGAUAACUGUACACCUGCCCCCCCACGCUCGGUUUGUACUGUUUGCCGUGUCUGCACUUGCUGGCAAUUUGAAUCUUCCUUAUGCAGGAAGGAACCGCGCGCCCUUCAAGGACCCCUGGGGGCUCCAGGAAUCCGUCGAGAACAGACGGUCGUGGAUGCGUUUAUCCUCUGCGCCGCCGCUAGGGGGCGCACGGGCAAAUACCCUCUGCCUCCGAGUCCGUCUUCAUUAAUAGCAGCCAGAUGAAUGACUAACACUCUCCCACAGCUUCUGAAUAUUGAUUUCUCUCUCUCUCUCUCUCUCUGGCAAAUCAUUUGGUGCUGGCUGAUAUAUCGGCGCGUCAAGUGAAAAAAACCCAUCAUAUGUUGAUAUCUUGCGUCAUCGUCACCACGGCGGCGGCUGGUGUUGUUUAUCCUCCGCGCAUCCGACCGCAGCGGCUCCAGCGAACCGAGCGUCCGUCCGUCCGUCCGUCGCCUCCGUCCGUCGCCUCCGUCGGUCCGCGCGCCUCCACCCGCAUGACCUCCGGAGCGACGCGCCGCUCCGCUUAGUGCGAGUGCGUGUGGGAGCGGUUCGUCCGGCGGGGACGCGGGCGUGAUGCGCAUCUCUGCGGGUCUCUAGCGCUGUCGUAAAACUCGAGUCCGGGAGCGAGUGAGCCGCCGUGUGCGCGAUGCCAGGAGUGACCAAGUACAAUUUAGUGGAUGACGCGCACGAUUUGAGGAUCCCCAUGCACAACGAGGAGGUGUUCAAACAUGGGGUGUGCUUCGAGGCAAAGUACAUUGGCAGCUUGGAGGUGGGACGGCCCGGCAGUCGAAUGGAGAUCGUCGCUGCCAUGAGGAGAAUCAGAUACGAAUUCAAGCUGAAGAACAUAAAGAAGAAGAAGGUCAACAUCGUCGUGUCCACCGACUGCGUCAAAGUCCUUUUGCGCAAAAAGAAGAAGAGGAGAGGCUGGUCGUGGGACGACAGCGCCGCCCUGGUGACGCAGGACCCCAUCUACAGGAUUUUCUACGUCUCGCACGAUGCCCAAGACCUGAAGAUCUUCAGUUACAUCGCGAGGGAGGGGCAGAGCAACGUGUUCCGCUGCAACGUCUUCAAGUCCAAGAGAAAGUCUCAGGCCAUGAGGAUCGUGCGGACGGUGGGCCAGGCGUUCGACGUGUGCCACCAGCUGACUCUGCAGCAGAAAAGCGACGGCCAGGAGGAAGAGGAGGAGGAAGAGGAGGAGGGGGAGGGGAAGGUCGAGGAGUCUGAAGCGGCGCCAGCAAAGAAAAGGCUCGCGCUGUCGGACGAGACCGACCCCGAAGCCACGACGGAGGAGAGCAUCGACUGCGUCUCCUCCUCGGACCUGGAGCGGAACCGAGCGGACGAGGCCGCGGGCAGCGGCAGGAAGACGUCCAGCGACCCGUCCCUCCUGCUGAGCUCGCCCGUCCUCGGCGCCCCCGCGCCGGCCCGGUCGGCGGCCGAGGUCCAGCUCCUGCAGAAGCAGCUGCAGCAGCAGGAGCAGCAGGCGCUGGCGGCCGCCGCGCAGGUGCGCGUGCUCCAGGACCAGCUGACGGUGGAGGUGUGCGCGCGGACCGAGGCCCAGGCCAGGGUCCAGAAGCUGCUGCAGCAGAACACGGACCUGCUGCAGCACAUUUCGCUGCUGGUCAAACAGAUCCAGGAACUGGAGCUCAAAGCUGCCGGCCACUUGACGUCCAUGGGCUCUCAGGACAGUCUUCUGGAGAUCACGUUCCGGGCGAAGCCCCCCAGCGCGUUCCCGGAGCCCCUGAUCCCGUCCCAGUCCCAGCUCCAGACCAGCGACGCCGCCUGGGCGUCCUCCCUCCCCGGGCCCUGCUCUCCGGGCGCCGCGGCGGCCGGCGCCGGCCCCCUGGGCCUCGGCGGCAGCGGCGUGCGGCUCGAGUGCUUCCGCUUCUCCUCCCGGGGGCUCGACGGCGAGGAGCGGGGCCCGGACGCCGGGGAGACGCCCAGCGACGGAGCCCCGGACGAGAGCUCGCUCCUCGGGGAGCAGGUUUUGGGCGCCUUGGAGCUGCUCCGGUUCAGGGAGUCGGGGAUCGGAUCGGAGUACGAGUCCAACACGGAUGAGAGCGACGACCGGGACAGCUGGGGCCACGGGGAGGGGGCGGGGGCCGACGGCGCGGCCCGGCUCCUCAAUGUGCUCAACGUGGAGAGUCUGUCCGAUUGUUUAGGGGAUGAGAUGGCCGUGUAGAGCUUCAAAGCGCACACCGCACACACCAUGUAUAGUGACAUUAGUGCACAGCAUUUGCUUUCAUUUAUUUAUGGCCAGUAGUGAAGAGAGAACUCACCGACGUUCGGGCCAAAGGUUUAAAUUCCACCAUUCUCAGUUUCGUCCUUUGAGCCAGGAGACGGCAGAAAUUCAAAUUCUGACCUGAGAGCACGUGUUUAGCUGCACCUUCAUAAUGUCGUCACCCAUUAAACCUUCACUCACCAGAUGAAAACCGCAGACACUGUACACGACUGGAACUCGUUUCUGUGUUUAAAGGCCAUGUGUGUGUCUGUGUGUGUGUGUGUGUGUGUGUGUGUGUGUGUGUGUGUGUGUGUGUGUGUGCGUGCGUGCGCGUGGGUGCGACACGUUGAUCGUUUUUGUCGUGUUUUUAUUGAAGGUCCUUUGAGAAAACAGCAUCUGUACAUAAGAACUCAUUUUAAAGUGAAUUAUUAAACCUGCUCAGAUAA